This is a messenger RNA of Cyprinus carpio (common carp), 1869 nucleotides long. RefSeq names its product pleckstrin homology domain-containing family S member 1-like. NCBI's taxonomy places the organism in Eukaryota, Metazoa, Chordata, Actinopteri, Cypriniformes, Cyprinidae. The record is from RefSeq and is a predicted model, not a curated record.
CUGAAAGAGACAAAAGGCCUCCAGCUUCCUCCUAAACUGCCAUCAUAACAUAUACCUUGUGAGAGCUGAAUAACUUUUUACGGUGACACAAGCAGCAACUUCAACAUUUACAACCAACCAGCAAUGAUGGAGGAACUGUACACUGGAUACCUGCUCAAGUCUCCCCCUCUAACGGCCCUGACUAAAAACAUUCUGUUACAGAAAUCAUGGAAGUGUCGUUUCUUUGUGCUCUCCAAAACGGGUGAAGACUACCAGCUGACAUAUCAUGCAAACAACAAAAGGAGAGACAAACCUCUGGGAGAGAUAAACCUUUCUAAGAUCAGCCUGCUGCAUAUUGGCCCUGAGGCACAUCAGAAGUGGGACUGGAUCCAGAAAAACUUCAAGUGUUCUCUAUCCUCUGUGUUGUUCUUGAAAGUGGAAGACGACACACCAAAACACUCUAGAGACUAUUUCCUAAUUGGAGAAAACAGUGAUGAUGUUGAUGGUUGGCUCAAUGCCAUAGUCAAGGUAAUGAAGACCCAGAGAUCACGAAAUACCCUUCAGGACAACAGAUUUAGAACAGCAUCUGAACCUGUGAAGAGUUUGGAACCAAAGGUUGAGGAUCAGCCUGAUGACAGACGGUCAGCGCCUGAAUUAAUUUUAACUUACCCGUCACUGUACAGCCAUUAUGACUAUCCUCGCAAACUCAGCGAACCUCAAGUACCAGUAACUCUCAAGAUUCCAGUUAUUGAACAUAAAGAUGAGAAGGAUGAGAUGCAGGAUGAAUCUGCAGAGGACAGCAGUGAAUACAUGCGCAUGGCAUCAUUGCAUAAAGCUUUGGAUGUUGACCAAGAAAAGGUGGACACUACAUGCAUGCAGAAAAGCACUUCCAUUAAUGGUCACGAGUCCUCUGUGUGCAAUGGUGCAGUCAACCAGGAUGAAGACGAUGAAAAUAAAUGUGAAACAAACACACAUGUUGAGAAGGAGAUCUGCGUUAGUCGAAAUUAUCUGAAAAACAGUCUGAUCUUGACUCAGGCAGAGGGCAAACCAUGUGUCUCUGACUGUCUGAUGAUUCAGAACUUGUGUCUCUUCUAUAAGGGGGAUCAGAUCCUGGCCUUAAAUGACCUGCUUAUAGACACAGUAGAAGAGAUACAGAUGUACUUAAGAAGACUAAGCAAGGAUGAGGUAAAACUCACUAUUCGGCGGCUUAUAGGAUCCCAGCCUCUGCACUCUUAACCCUGCCAAACAUAAUGAGGAUAUGAAACAAAAUCACAUGUGAAUUCAGCACCAUCAAGAUAUUAGAAAUACAGGUGGAAAACAAGGUGUUAAUGAAGAACAGAAGAGGCAGUCAGGUUAUCUAAAGUAACAUGUCCUCUUUUGACUGUACAUUAAUCAUGUAAAUAUGUAAAAUAAAUAAAAUGUCACUGAGUGAAAGAAAUUUGUAAGAUUUAGACUGUAUACAUGAAACUUUGAGUGGUAGUGGGUAAAUUAGUUCACAUCUGUUAAUGUGAAGAAAAGAGUCAAGUAUUACUUUAUUAUAAGUUUGAACUUUAAUUCACAUUGAAAAAAUGCACAGUUCACACUGUUAAUAUAUUUUAUCCUCUUUAAAAAUGCACUUUUUUUUACAAUCCUAACAAUAUGAGGUACUUUAUAUACUGUGUACUGUAUAUACAACUUUUCUGUCAUUGUCUAUUUUGUUUUGCAAAGCAUUUAAUUAAUUAUGUAUUGCACCUAGUCAUUAUGAUUUGAUUAAAAUGUUUCAGUCACUCUUUAGAUUGCUAAUUACUGAAUAUCAUCUACCCUAUGUAAUUUAUACAUGAAUUAUACUGUAGAAAAACACAUAUGUGGACAUUGUUACAAUGUGAAGUAUUAUUAAACUUUUGAAACAUU